This is a messenger RNA of Coffea arabica (coffee), 1823 nucleotides long. Its product is annotated as expansin-like B1. Gene Ontology annotation, cellular component: extracellular region. NCBI's taxonomy places the organism in Eukaryota, Viridiplantae, Streptophyta, Magnoliopsida, Gentianales, Rubiaceae. The record is from RefSeq and is a predicted model, not a curated record.
UCCAUGUCAUGGAUGAUGUGUUGAAUGGAUUAUAGAUUUGUCUAAUCUUGUGGAUUAAUUAGUCUUCUCUCAUCUCAUUAGCCUAUAGGGCCUACAUCAUUGAUACCAAAUCAACAUCAUUAAGCACAAAUUACAGUCACUAAUUUGAUGUUUUAGGAAGGAAAAGUAUGUUGUUGCCUCUCCUGGCCAUGUCCAUUUCAGCUGAAUAACAAGUUUCAUUGGAAUUCUUUUCUUGCCAAGCGUUAAUUCUCUGAAUCUGCAGCGUGCAAAAAGAUACUCUACUAUUGUGGUAGCUCACCAAACAGUAGAAAGAGACUGUUUUCUUCUCCAAAUAGAACACUUUAGCUCCCUGCUGAAUAGACAAAAGUGGUUGUCUAACUCUAACGUGAUGGUACUUUCAAAUGAAAUCCAAAUCUGUUGUUUUUUAGUGGUUUUGAUUCUUCGAACAUAUGGAAAAAUGAAGAAUGACACCAUGAGAAAGAAAGAAAAGUGAGUCUUUGCAGAUUCCAGACUGCAGCCUUGAAAAAUUAUAAACUAUGGAAGGUCAGAAAGUGGUCUAAGAAAGUUGCUGGGUACCAACUUGACAGAAUUCAUUAAUUCAAAUCGAACUUGAACAGAACGUCAAAGUCAUAGAUUUUACCGAACAGGAGGCAAUUUGCUUGUUUAGCUCUAUAAAUACAGCAGAACUCAUCAUCCACUUCCUCUGCAACCAACUUCUUGUUUCAUUUGCAUCCCUCUACCCUGCAUUUGCAACUUACUCCUAAAAUGGCACCCCUGAGAUGGCUCUUGAUCUCUGUUGCAUGUUUCCUUUUCAUGCAGAGUCUUGGAAAGUCUGAGACCUGUCCUGAUUGUUUUAUCCAUUCUCGGGCAGGUUAUUACCCAAAUUCUGACCAAAAAGGAACAGAAGUUGGGGAAUGUGGCUUUGGUAAGUUUGGAGCAACACUCAACGGCGGUGACGUUUCGGCUGCAUCAGAACUAUAUCGAGGGGGUGUAGGAUGUGGUGCUUGCUAUCAGGUAAGGUGCACUUACAGUUAUUAUUGCCUGGAUAAAGGAGUAACUGUAGUCAUAACUGACCAUGGAAUCAGUGAUCGAACUGACUUCAUUCUCAGCCAGCGAGCCUUUAGUCAGAUGGCACAGAGCACAGAUGCAGCAGCCUCUCUACUGGCACUUGGAAUUGUUGACAUUGAAUAUAGAAGGGUCUCAUGUAGCUACCCUAACAAAAAUAUUACAUUCAAGAUCGAUGAGAGCAGCAAUAACCCUUAUUAUUUAGCUUUUGAAAUAUUGUACCAGCAAGGAAAGAUGGACAUUACAGCUGUGCAGCUCUGUGAGACACAAAACUUUGUUUGUAAACUCUUGGAUAGGACUCAUGGAGCAGUAUGGACGACCACCUCGCCGCCAAGUGGGCCUUUAUCGAUAAGGAUGCUAUUUAGUGCCAAUGAUGAAGAUCAGACAUGGGUAGUUCCAGUCAACAACAUACCAGGAAAUUGGAAACCUGGAGACACAUAUGACUCAGGAGUACAAGUAAAUGCUUAGCCAAAGAAACUGAAUGUUGUCAUUCUACGGUCAAUAAGUCCUCGGUGUUCUUGUGCUUUAUUUUUUAUUCGGUUCCUAUCCAAUUUUAGUCAGGAGAUGGUGCAAGAAGUUGGAGUUCUACAUGUAGUCAUUCCAUUACUGCUCACUAGUCAAAGUAACCAUGAGAAGAAUUAUAGGUUUGUAGUAAUUCUCUACCAUAGACUAUGGACUAAUUGUAUCCUCCUUCUAUGUUAAAAGAAUUGAUUGCAUAUGAAUAAAUUGGAUGCAAGACAUAAUUAUUUUUCUUUCAA